AACAAAGUACUCAAUAACAAGUGUUUUAGGAUGUUGCUGUUUUGUAUUAUUGCGUUUGCCACCCUCGCUACUAUCGAAGCUGGUCCCAGAGCAAAUCAAAGUAACUGGACACCCCUGGAUGACUAUGUAUAUCGAGAGGACGACUAUUUCGACUAUGAUCCAAUAGAAUAUAGACCUGGCCUAAUCUCUAACGUACACGUCCUCAACCUUACAUCACAAAGAUGGAAAAACGAGUCGGUGACAAAUCAAAGUAUUUGGACUCAUCCUCUUAGCAUAUUCCUUCCACACGACCUCCAAUUCCCCGACGCUUGCCUACUCUUUAUCCACGUUGGUGAUAUUGGAGAUCCGAUACCCGAUGAAGACAACGAUGACUUCUACACCUUGGUCGGAUUAUUUGCAGAGCUCACUGGUGCACCUGUUGCAUAUUUGAGAAACGUCCCAAACCAACCGAUGGGGUUCGUUGAUGAUUCCCGACAAUGGAACAGACGAGAGGAUUCUAUUAUCGCCUACACGUGGAAGAAGUUCAUCAUUGACAACAAUGCUACAGACCCCGAAAUAAUUAUCUUCUUCCCUAUGGUCAAGGCUGCCGUUCGAGCUAUGGACGCAGUGCAAGAAUAUGCAUUUAGGGUCGACCCAAGGACUGCCAUCACAAAGUUCAUUCCCGCUGGUGGAUCUAAGAGAGGUUGGACUGCAUGGUUAACUGCAGCUGUUGACGACCGUGUGGUCGGAGUUGCCCCGUUUGUGUUCACUCUUCUCAACUUGCGUGAUGUAUUGCGCAAUCAGCAUAGAUCGUUGAAUGGAUGGACGUGGGCAUUCAGAGACUACUUUUGGGAGGGCCUCACAGCUGAACUGGACAAUCCAAAUACACAAAUUUUAGCUGACCUUAUCGAUCCAAUGAGUUUUAAUGACCGCUUUGAGACUGUACCAAAAUAUAUCGUCAGUGCUGCCAAAGAUGAGUUCUUCAUGUUGGAUGGAACAAGAUUCUUUUUUGAUCAACUAAAAGGGCCAAAACUCUUCUGGAUGGCUGAAAAUGCACCCCACUGGCUCGAGGGGAAAUAUGUUGAACUUGCAGAAAACACUGCAGCUUUCUUCACAACUGUGAUCAACAAUAACCCACUCCCAAACAACAAUUGGACGUUCGCAGUUAAUGAAGCAACCAGAAUCGGAACCAUUACUUUCAGCACCGACACUGCCCCACGUGCUGUGAACGUAUGGGUUGCCGAACCAAUAAUUGGUUCUGAAGUAGGAAAUAGGCGUGACUUCCGCUGGCAACAUCUUGUACCAGGCUAUGUACCACCACCGGGAACGGACAUAACAGGGAACGAUAACGGGAUAAUCACAUACGAAGCAACUCUUGGAUACCCCGACGCUGCCGAAAAUGAAGUUUACACGGCAUUCUUCAUAGAGGCUUCCUUUGCAACUCCUGACUUGGACGAAUACCAGAUAUCAACCGAGGUACACAUCUUGCCUAAUACAUGGCCCAUUGACUCGUGUAGCGGGGAGGGAUGUAGGGGCCAGUUGGUGUAGGUGCUGCCAUCUUUUUGAGAUAUCGGUUGUUUGUUGGACCUAGAGUAUACUAUAAAAUAAAAUAAAAUGAAACUAACAGA
Molecule: messenger RNA, 1607 nt
Organism: Owenia fusiformis
Lineage: Eukaryota; Metazoa; Annelida; Polychaeta; Sabellida; Oweniidae
Source: the annotation of a GenBank genome assembly